This is a messenger RNA of Kickxella alabastrina, 1398 nucleotides long. RefSeq lists its product as uncharacterized. The coding region runs from base 1 to 1398 and encodes 465 amino acids. The transcript has 2 exons. Lineage: Eukaryota; Fungi; Kickxellomycota; Kickxellomycetes; Kickxellales; Kickxellaceae. Gene Ontology annotation, molecular function: GDP-Man:Man(1)GlcNAc(2)-PP-Dol alpha-1,3-mannosyltransferase activity; alpha-1,3-mannosyltransferase activity. The record is from RefSeq and is a predicted model, not a curated record.
AUGAGACGGCUUACAAUUGGGUUUGUCCAUCCGAAUCUCGGCAUCGGCGGUGCCGAGCGCCUAGUCGUCGACGCCGCGCUCAGUCUGCAAAACCUCGGGCACAAGGUAAUAAUCCACACGCUCCACCACGACGUCUCCCACUGCUUCGCCGAAACCCGCGACGGCACACUCCAAGUGCACACCGGCGGUAAUCAAUGGUUUCUCCCGCGCAGCAUCUUUGGCCACAUGCACAUACUCUGCACAAUCCUGCGCUCGCUCGCGCUCGCUAAUCAAGUGGCAGGCGACAGAGAGCAGUAUGAUGUUCUGUUUGUCGAUCAGCUAUCUGCCCCGAUUCCGUUGCUGCGGUUUGCGCAGGCGCGGAUUUUCUUUUAUUGCCAUUUCCCAGACUAUCUCCAGGCGCCGCAUGUUGGGUUUUGGCGCAGGAUGUAUCGGCUGCCGUUUGAUCUUCUGGAGCAGUUUACGACGCGCGAAGCAGACGAGAUUGUGGUCAACAGCCGCUUCACACAGGAGGUGUUCCAGCGGGCAUUCCCGCACAUCACCCAGGCGCCGCGCGUGCUGCAGCCGGCGCUGAACCUCGCAGCAUACGACCAAGCGGCGGAUGCGCAGGAUGCAGGGCUGUGGGGGCUGCGCACGCAGAGGCCCUUGGUGGCGUCGAUCAACCGCUUUGAGCGCAAGAAAAACAUCGCCCUGGCCAUCGAUGCGCUCGCCCUGCUGCACGAGGGCCGCCACAAGGAUGCCUGCCUGGUGGUGGCCGGCGGCUGGGACGCCGACGUGGCCGAGAACGCCGAGCACCUGGUCGAGCUGGUCGCGCACGCGCACGCGAAGGGCCUGCGCACGCGCACGCUUGCUCCCCAGGGCAGCAGCGCGCGCGCGCGAGCACGGCUGCCGCCGGGCUCGGAGUCGGCGCCGCUGGUGCUUCCCGCCGCCGCCGGCGACGAGAUGUCCUCCGUGGACGUGGUCUUCCUGCCGUCGUUCUCGGCCAACCAGCGCGCACACCUCCUCGGGCUUGCCCGGUGCCUUCAACGAGCACCUGGGCAUCGUGCCCCUCGAGGCAUGUACAUGCGCGUGCCCGUUGUCGCCGCCAACUCGGGCGGCCCACGCGAAACCGUCGUGCAUGCGAAGACUGGGUUUCUGUGCGAGCCGACGCCCGACGCCUUUGCCGAGGCUGUGGCUGCGGUGCUGGGCAUGGACGGCGCGCGGAGGCGGGAGAUGGGCGAGGCGGGGCGCGCGCGCGUGGCCAAGACUUGCGCGCUUGAGGCGUUCGGCGAGCGGCUCGAGCGGCUCAUGUAUGCGAUGCUCGAGCGCGAGCCGCACGCGCCCGUGGUGCUGGGCGUGCUGAUGACGGCGUUCAUCGUGGGGACGGCGGCCGUCGUGCUUGUAGGGGCGGCGCUUCUCUAG